This is a messenger RNA of Sitophilus oryzae (rice weevil), 4750 nucleotides long. RefSeq lists its product as uncharacterized. Gene Ontology annotation, molecular function: heme binding; peroxidase activity. NCBI's taxonomy places the organism in Eukaryota, Metazoa, Arthropoda, Insecta, Coleoptera, Curculionidae. The transcript has 15 exons. Bases 152 to 4315 code for a protein of 1387 amino acids. Gene Ontology annotation, biological process: response to oxidative stress. The record is from RefSeq and is a predicted model, not a curated record.
ACUGCUAUUAGUAACUCGCGCCGUUUUGAUUGUUCUUGAACGCGUCGUGAUUGGUACAAUAAAUCGAAAUCUUUAGUAGUGGCACCAGAGACGGUUCUAUAGAGUGUUUCUUUGAUUUAUCUGAACUGAACGAGGGAAAAUAGAAGGCACUAUGGGAGUACUGCAGUUUUGGUUUCGCCUUAUGGGUACGACCAUGUGGAUAAUCUCCAUUCUGUCCAUCACAGAACUGACCGGUGGACAUUCCACUCUCGUCCAGUACAAUUUCGAUUAUGCUCCAUACUUACGACCUCUGCCGGAAGAUAUAAAAGAAAAAGUGCGUUUGGCAGUGGCAGCGGAGAAGAACAGCCAGGAUUUUGAGAGCGAAUGCGUGAAAAAGGAACAUUUGGAAGUACUGUGUCCACCGAAUAAGUUUAGGAGAGCCUCGGGGGAGUGUAACAAUGUGAGGCACAACAUGUGGGGGGCUAGGGGUGCCCCGUUUUUGAGAAUGAUCGAUCCUGAGUACGCUGACGGAAAACUAUCACCACGUCAAUUUUCCACACCCCUUCCCAACCCCCUACUAGUGUCAUCCACAUUGCAAUCGAUACCUCCAAAAUCACACGAAUAUGUCACCUCACUUCUUGGAGCUUGGAGUGAGUUACUUUUGCACGAUUUAGCCAUGACUGGCAACUUGAGAAGUCAGGAUUGCUGUAGCGACUCAGACAAGAAACAUCCUGAAUGCUACAGUAAACUUGGAGAUGGUCAGUGUAAAGAAUACAUGAGGACCUUGCCUUCCAUAGAUGUAGAUCAGUGUAAAUUUAGAUAUAGAAACCAAAUGAACUUAGCUUCCUCUUUCCUGGAUGGUUCCGCCAUAUACGGUACUACUGACGAGCAACUAGUCACAUUAAGAACCUUCGAUAACGGGUUAGUUAAUGUUUCCGCAUGUUCCUUCUGCCAAUCGAAUGCCCUGUAUGCCGCCAUCUUGAAAGAACACAACCGUAUCGCUGUCAGUUUGGCUGAACUGAACAAACACUGGACUGACGAGGAACUGUUCUUGGAAAGUCGCAGGAUAGUCAUUGCUGAGAUUCAGCACAUUACGUACAACGAAUUUUUGCCAAUAGUUUUAGGCCAAGAAUCAAUAGUUACAUCAGAACUAAACCUAAAACCCCAUGGAAGAUUCUCCAAGUAUUCAAGCUCAAGAAAAGCAGGAGUCUUUAACGAAGUCGCCAUGACAGCAUUGCCAGCUCUUCUAUCUAUGUUGCCAAAUCGCCUGAUGAACGAAACAGCAAACUCAUUCGCCGAAAUGAUCGACAUUCUGAUCUCUCUACCAGCUCAGAACCCCAGCAUGCACAUGGCAGUACCUUUGAGAGAAAGCCGGGACACGUUUGCACUAUUCUUGCAUAUGGGACGUGACCAUGGUAUCCCCGGAUACCUCAAAAUGGUCGAGUACUGCACUAACAAUACAGCAAACAAGUCAAAGCGUUUUGACAGUUUGACUGAGAAAAUUAAGCCUGAAUACAUCAAAGCCUUGAAGUACCUUUAUAAAAAUGCCGAAAGUAUAGAUCUGCUAGUAGGAGCAUUACUAGAAACGCCACUGCCUGGAGCUAUUCUAGGUUCAACAUUGAACUGCCUGAUGUCCAAACAAUUCAUUUUGUUAAAAAAGAGUGAUAGAUUUUGGUAUGAAAACGACUUACCACCUAGUUCGCUGACAACGUCUCAGUUAAAAGAAAUAAAGAAAAUAACACUUGCUGCUUUGUUGUGUGUGAACACUAAAGGUUUGGAUAAGAUCCAACCCAAGGCUUUUGUAGCUGAGGAUACUUAUUUGAAUGCCCGUAUUGCCUGUGACCAACAUCCGCUUCCUCAGCUGGCUGAGUGGGCUGAAAUGAACCCUAUGACUGAUAUUAGUGAAGAACUUCUGAUGGAUGCACUGUCUAAAGCUGAACAAAAACUAUUGGACAGAAGGAAAAUGGAAUACAAAGUUUGGAGUACAGUUGGUGGAGUAGACCCAAAAUCCUCUUAUGGCACAGCAGCGUCGUUCAGCAAAGCUAACACUGAAGCUUUGAAAAUAGCAAACAGUUCACUACUUUUCGAGUUUGCCUCGAACGAGAUCCUAAAUUCUCUAGAACACAGAAGAAGAAAGCGUGGUGCCAUACGCAACAGAGAUGUUUCAUUCGCUUUCCAAGACGAUUUCGGCGACAAACUCCAAGACGUUGAUAUAGCAUCUCUAAUUCCAGCUGAAGCACUUGAUCUAGAUGAUCACUGUGAUGAUGCUGGACCCUGUGACACUACUACACCUUACAGAACCAUGACAGGUCAUUGUAACAACUUGAAAAACCCUAAGUGGGGUAAAAGCCUGACUACCUUCAACCGAUUAUUGCCAAGUGUUUAUGAGGAUGGUAUUUCGAAAAUGAGGAUGCACGGAGUCACUGGUACCCCGUUACCAAACCCGAGAACCGUAUCCAGACUUAUCCAUCCAGAUAUUAGUAACCUCCAUACUCGUUACUCGCUCCUAGUAAUGCAGUUUGCUCAAUUCCUUGACCACGAUCUUACCAUGACACCCAUCCACAAAGGUUUCCACGAAUCCAUACCCAGUUGUAGAUCGUGCGACAGUUCAAGAACAAUCCAUCCAGAAUGCAGACCCAUUCCUGUGCCACAGGGUGACCAUUAUUAUCCGGACUUCAAUUCUACUUCUGGGCAGAAGAUAUGCUUCCCUUUCAUGAGGAGUCUUCCCGGACAGCUUCAGCUUGGACCUAGAGAACAGAUCAAUCAGAAUACUGCAUUUUUGGAUGCUUCGGUGAUUUAUGGAGAAAAUACAUGUGUUUUGCACAAACUCAAAGGAGAAUUUGGUAGAAUGAACUCUACAGAACUGCCUGUAGGUGUUAAAGAAUUACUUCCGAGAAAUCUCCAUCCUGAAUGCAAGUCUGGCUCAGGGUUGUGCUUUAUUGCAGGAGAUGGAAGAGCCUCAGAACAACCAGGACUCACAAUGAUUCACACCGUUUUCCUUAGAGAACACAACAGAAUCAGAAACGGUCUCCAGAGAGUGAAUCCUCACUGGAACGCAGACAAAAUGUUUGAGGAGGCUAGAAGAAUCGUUACAGCUAACCUACAGCAUAUUACAUACAACGAAUUUUUGCCAAGGAUUUUGGGUUGGAACGCCAUGAGUUUGUAUGGCUUGAAACUACAGAACCAGGGGUACUACAACGAGUACAAUCCCAGCUGUAACCCUGCGGUGUUCACAGAAUUUGCAGCCGCUGCUUUCAGAAUUGGACAUUCGUUAUUGAGACCGCAUAUUCCUAGGAUGGAUAGUAACUAUAAUAUAGUUAGUCCGCCGAUAUUGCUGAGAGAUUCCUUCUUCAAGACUGACUUUAUGAUGAAACCUGGACUAAUAGAUGACAUUGCCAGAGGAAUCGUUUCCACACCAAUGGAAAGCUUGGAUCAGUUCAUCACUGGAGAAGUGACCAACCACUUGUUCGAAGAUCACAAGAUCCCAUUUUCUGGUAUAGAUCUUAUAGCUUUGAACGUGCAAAGAGCUAGAGAUCACGCUAUACCAUCUUACAACAGCUACAGAGCGUUGUGUAACCUAAAAAGAGCGACAUCUUUCGAGGAUUUGUCUAGGGAAAUACCGCCAGAAACCAUACAAAGACUGAAAAGUAUUUACGCUACUGUGGAUGACAUUGAUUUGUUCCCUGGAGGUAUGAGUGAACGUCCUUUGCAGGGAGGUCUCGUCGGACCUACCUUCGGUUGUAUCAUAGCCCUUCAGUUCAGACAUUCAAGAAAAUGCGACAGAUUUUGGUACGAGAGUGGUGAUCCUGUGGUGAGAUUCACCGAGCCCCAACUCGCCGAGCUGCGCAAAGUUACUAUGGCUAAGACGAUAUGCGACAACAUUGAUGGAAACAGCGAUAUGCAAAGAUCUGCCUUCGAUUUACCUUCAAAUUUCUUGAACCCAAGAGUACCAUGCAGCGCACAUCCAAAUAUAGAUUUCAACGCUUGGCGUGAGAGUGCCCCUGGAAAAGGCUGUUUCAUUGGUGGACGUCACGCUCGCGUUGGAGAAAGUGUGUUCCCUAGUCCUUGCACUAGCUGUAUUUGUAAUGCUGAAGGAGGUACCUGUGCCUCCCUGAAAGUAACCAAUUGCAACCAACUCCUCAAAGAAUGGUCGAGAGAAGACGUUCUCAGAGACGACGUGUGCACCGCUCAGUGCGGCCACCUGUUGCAAAAUGGCGGAUCUAGGGGAUUUCCUUCCGGUCCUCAAAAGCAACACGGUCUGAGAGGUGUGGAACCUGUGGGUUUCGACUUUUUCGGUACCAUACCCAACCUAAGUCCUUUCAUUGCUAAGAAAUAAUGAUUUCUUCAAGCUUUAAUUACUUGUAAUACUAUUUUAUCGUAAAUUUUUAAGUAAACGUUACUCCUAGUUAAUGAAGGUUUAUAUAGAGAGUACAGUGUGAUUGAAUAAAAUACGACAUCUUGAAAAGUGUAAAAAUAGCAUUUGAGUUGAAGUUCUACUUUGUGUCAUUCAGUGAUCUAGUAAAACUGGAACUGAGAUGUUAGUACCACGCGUAAUAUAAUCACACCCUGUAUAUUGUACAAAAAAGUUUGAAACUUAAAGAAUCACUGCCCUGUUGCCAGUUUUUGUUCAAAAUCUUAUUUUUUGUAUAUAAAGUAACAUUUGGUAAGAUUUUCGUAUCUUUCAAUAAAGAUAUGCUAAUGUUAAGAACUUAUAAAAUUAUAUAUUUUUUUACAUUUUAGGAUAAGAUAAAAAUAAAGAUAGUAGAGUAAG